Coregonus sp. 'balchen' is the source of this 2308-nucleotide messenger RNA. The record is from the annotation of a GenBank genome assembly. Lineage: Eukaryota; Metazoa; Chordata; Actinopteri; Salmoniformes; Salmonidae.
CGAACAUCUCCAUUCUAACUAAUGGACUGCAGUUGAGCCUCAUAGAUGUAGCUGGUGGUCAUCACUCUCUCCUCAGCGUCUCACUCAAACAGGGUUAUAUCACUGCCAUAAACAUCAAACAAAGUAUUUAUUUCGGAAACAUAUUAUACCCUUAAAUUAAACUAACUAUGGCUGAUACCGCAGUUGAGACGACCACAACCACCGAGAUUUCAGCAAAGGUGAGUUUGAUUCAUUUGACUAGCUAACUAAACUACUCUUCUGCUGAGCCUGCGUGAACACCAGCUAGCUAACUUUAGCUGUAAUAGCUAGCUACAGUAGCUAACAUUAAUGUUAGUCACUGUCAAUGGCUGAAAAAUGUUAUGUAUUUCUCAAACAUUUAGUUAGCUAUUUAACUAGUUCAAUAACUUCGCUAGCCCCAUUACUAGUGCUACAUUGAUUACUGCAUUGUUGGGUUUUGAGCUUGCAAGAAAGGAAUUUCACUGUACUUAUGCACGUGACAUUAACUUCAACUAUUGGCGACUUGGCGUGUGACUAACUUUGCUAGCUAGCUAGUUUGACGUUAAAUUUGGUAGCUACAUUGCAAAUGUAAGUUAUUACUAGUUAGUAAACGUUCGCUAAAAAGCCCCUCAAAUCGAAUGCGCUCUAGCUACACGGUUGCGCGAUGGCGGGAAGUGAUCAGGCCUUAUACAGCGCGAGAGGAGUGUGCGCGCUUAUCUGAACGGAGAUGCAAGUUCCCGAUGCCUUCCAUUGUGUGCACUUUAGCAGUGGUCGGGCACGCGCCGCCGGUAAACACGGGGGAUAUGUAGAAAGGUUACUAGAAUUUUAACAAUAUGAAUUAAAGAUGGCGACGAAUAUAUGGCCACAUCGUGGUGGACAUGCUUCAAUUGUGUCAGUGAGCUAAUCAAGGAUAACAUAUAUUUUCAGGAGCUCAAAGAGAAGAAAGAGGUUGUCGAGGAGGUGGUAGAGAAGAAGGAGAACGGCAGUGGGGAAGCACCUGGCAAUGAAACAGUGAGUUGAAGCUGAAGCUUACGUCCUCUGGAGCCUCAUGGCCUUUUGUCUUGGCGCCAUCAACAUGCAGGUGUCUUCAGACUCCGCCCCCACUACCCCACCCCCACACACUACUCUUUGUUUAGUUUGUGAAAUGGCACAAAUCUUCCUUAAGACAUCUGUUAGCCCUCAUUGCAUUCCCUUUCCUAACUCUAAGGGGAAUUAAGUAUAAACUGCAACAUGUGCCCUGUUUUAACUCUGAAGCUUGUUGGCUGUAACUCUUGGGUUAACUUUUUCAGAAUACUUUUCUGAAAUAAAUUCCUUAUCACUCAUGCUUACCAUUUACACAUUUAUGUGAAAUAUUAAAGUUCCUCAAAUUCUUUGGUUUCUUCCCUCCAGCACACAAAUGGUGCAGAGAAGACUAAUGGUGCAGAUGAGAAGACAAAUGGUGCAAUUAAUUCUGAAGUAACGGCAGAGGUUGAAGAGGAUGGUAAAUUCAUGCCCAUCUUUGGACUAACAGCUGGAUAAAAAAAUUACAUGUUUCACGGUUAUUUGAAACGUGAGGUGCUUGAAGCCCACGUUUUUGCUUCAUGUAUGAAUUUGAUUGCAGGAGAGGGAGAGGAUGCAGCUGAGGAUGCAGAAGAAGCUGCUGAGGAGGUUGACCACCCUGUGAAGCGCCCAGCUGAGGAGGAGGUACAGUUUUGUCCGAUUUUAAAACGGUCUCAUAGUAAAAGUUGAGCCAUCUUUAUUACUGUUUUAUAUCUGUCCACCAAGUUCUCUCCUCACUUAAAAACUUGUAUUUUUGCCCUCAGGAACAAGUGGAAACAAAAAAGCAGAAAACAGAAAACGAUGACACAAAGGAAGCUGAAGUGGAGGCCUAGAACGCUCAGUCUGUACUCCUCCGCAGCUCUGUCUACAUGCCGUGGUCAACUUCACCUUGUAGAGCUUGUGCUUUAUGUAUUUUUUACAGAUUUUGUUUUCCCCCAAGAUAUUACAUUGCACUGGAGUCCUUAAACAUAGUGGCCUCCUCCCUUUUUAUAAGAUGUUAUUUAUUGGUUUCUUACAACAACAACAAAAAAGAACUCAUGCAAAUAGGAUCCAUGCUGUUUUAACAGUAUGUUAGUUUGUAUCCUUAUGAGUUAAGCACAUUCUCUACUUUGUUACUGCUGACCAGUUGAUUCAGAGGCAGGCAGCUGCACCCUUCUCCACAUUUUCAACGGUGACCUCACUCACUAAAGACCAAAGAUAAGUUUUAAGCAGGGGCUAAUGGACUAUUGUUAGCAUUAUUAGUUCAGGCUUUUUUAAUACCUUUUGUUAAGUG